Mercenaria mercenaria is the source of this 387-nucleotide messenger RNA. Its product is annotated as protein GVQW3-like. The record is from RefSeq and is a predicted model, not a curated record. NCBI's taxonomy places the organism in Eukaryota, Metazoa, Mollusca, Bivalvia, Venerida, Veneridae. The transcript has a single exon. The coding region runs from base 1 to 387 and encodes 128 amino acids.
AUGACUACGGAACAAAGAUCAGCGAUAAAAGUUUGUGUUUUGAAUGAUGUUUCAAGGAAAGAUACUAUUAAAAUGUUAGAGAAGGCAUAUGGAAUGAAAGCAAUGAAGAAAUCGCAGGUUUAUGAGUGGUACGGGCGGUUUAAAAACGGCCGAGAUAGUGUAAUGGACGAGCCACGCAGCGAUCGGCCGACGUCAAUAACCUCACGUCAUGUCACGGAAAUCAAGGGACUGCUUGAACUGGACCGCCGUAUUACGAUUCGCGAAGUCAGUGACAAAGUUGAUUGCAGCAUCGGCACUGUUCAUGACAUUUUACAUAACAAACUAAAUAUGCGGCGGAUAUGCACUAGAUGGAUCCCGAAAAUGCUGUCAGAUGACCAGAAGAAGUAG